CCCUGAGCUUCACCACUACCCGAAGGAGUCUCAAAGCGGCUAACAUUCUCCUUCCCCUUCCUUCCCCACAACAAACACUCUGUGAGGUGGGUGGGGCUGAGAGACUUCAGAGAAGUGUGACUAGCCCAAGGUCACCCAGCAGCUGCAUCUGGAGGAGCGGAGACGCGAACCUGGUUCCCCAGAUUAUGAGUCUACCACUCUUAACCACUACACCACACUGGUUAGAAGGGUGCCUGCACUUUUGUUUACAGAAAUGACUGGACUCAAGAGAUUCCAAUGCUGAACUUUUAAAUCUGUGGAAAGGACAAGGGAUGGUUACCUUUCAUUUGUACUUUGCUUUAAAUUACUUACUUCUCUUUUUCUGGGCCUGCCUGCACCUGGGAAUGUGAUUUAGAGUAUUUGCAAUCUGUUGGUCUGCAUGGGACGGUGGGAAGGGGCUUUUAGGUGGUGGUGAGGGGUUGCUAGUUGUUUCUUUGUUUGCUUGGUUAAAAUUGAAUAUAUGAAUAUGUGUGUGUGUGGAAAAAAGAAGGGUGCUGUCAGGAAGUUGUUGCGGCUACUCCCGAGUAAAGACUCUCCAGUCUGUUGUGUCUUUAAAGGUUUUAUUGUGCAUACUAUUUACAGUGCAGAGAUAGCGGAAAACAUGACCUCCUAGUCACUCUCAGAAUCCGGCAGUGGUGCCCGUCUGCUUCGGGGCCAGCACAAUAACCUGGGCACCCCAAAACGGUGCCCCCUAGCCCUGCGUUUGGGCACGCGCCUCAAUUCGGCUGCUGGAAGGAACGGUGCCCCUUCUUCCACUUGCUGGUUGGGGCAGUGCCUGGGCUCCGCCGCCUCCCUGAGCCGUCCCUCCUCCACUUGUUGGUCAGAGUGGUGCAGGGGCUCCGAUGCCUCGCUGAGCCUUCCCCCUUCCAUUCCGCUUUCCCCUGACCCGCUGCUAGCGCUGUCGCUGGGCGAAGUGCUGGUCAGGAUGACGGGGGGAGGCUCCCUGUCGGGAGUCCCCCUGACAGGUGUCUUCAUAUUUUCCUUUAUAACUUUCUUUCUAGUAGUCUUAUUUCUCUUCUUUUCAGUGACAGUUCAGAACCUCAGCCUUGGUGCAGUUGCCCCUUUUGCCCCAUUAUAAAUCUGGGCGUAAAUGAGAGCUAUGUCUACCUGUCUCAAGAUUUCCUUGUUUAUGCCAAUAAACCUUUAUUUUAUUUCAUUUCAUUAAAAAAAACAGAUUUCCAGCCUUUUUGCUGGUGGGCUUUGUUGCACAUGUGAUAAUACUGGUAGUGUGCUAUAAAUGGCUCUUUACUGAGUACCUCUUAACUGCAGUCUUGGCCCAACUAUCUAAAUUAGACGGUUUCUGACCCUCUCUCUUGUAAUAGUUAAUGAAUAAAUGCAGUGGCUUGACUUACUGUAAAACCUUGAAAACGCUACAGGCAGAAUCACACAUUGAAGUACAUCCUGAUUGUUUCAGAUGCUUCACUGGGAGGCUGACAUUUUUUUUAAAAAAAAUGAUAGUCAAUCAUCAUCAUUUCUAGUAGCCAAAGGGCAGCUAGACCCAGCUGCUUCGUGUUACUCAGAGUUGAAAGAAGACAGCAAAGGGAUCAAUUGUGCUUCAGGUGAAGAGGAAUGCUGAGGACGGAAUAAGAGUCUGAGACACAAGAGUGUAAAAACAUUCCCUAGAAUACAGUGCUAAUAUAUAUUGAAAAAUCUGGACCAAAUUAUUCAGAUACUCUCCUUGGUCAUUUCUGGAUAGAGGAGCCCUGCAUUUCUUCCUAGUGUGGUAAAGCAGCUGGCUCCAGGGGCCUCUGGUGAGUCUACCCUGCUUCUGAUUUCUUGUUACUGAAUCUUCAGAGAAGCAGGUACCUGGUUUAGGAAGUCAACAAGGAGCCAGACUGGAGGAAACUUGGGGCGUCUAAACUGCAGCAAUAGAAUAAUGGAACAGUUCAGUGGUUUUACUUAGAGAAGACUCGCUGAAAUUAACAGGCCUAACUUAGUCGCUCCCAUUAAUUUCAACUGGUUUGCUCAGACUAAUGUUGGAUACACUGAGUGAAGAAUUUGAGGCCAUCCAGAUGUUGUUGGUCUCCAGCUCCCAUCAGACCAGCCAGCAAAGUCAACAGUCAGGGAUGAUGGGAGUUGCAAUCCAUCACCAUCUGGAGGUCCUCGUGUCUUUUGGCUCUGCCAUAUAUGACAGCAAAGUAGCUCUAGAAUUAGUUGUCAAAGCAAUGAACCUGACUUUCAAGCAGCCAAAUUAAUGCAAUUGGCAGAUAAACUCCAGGGCAAAGUUGGGUUCACACACCAGAGAAAACUGGCACACAUGUAGAAGAAAAAGUGCAGAAAAGACUUUCUAUUCUGUGUGGUGUGAUCAGUUUUUUUGUCACAGUUCUUGUUUUUGUAGGGAAAGAGUGGGCUGAGGCCUAGCUCAUUGGAGGCUUUUUUGGCAGUGAAGAGAGAUUUUAGUGCUGUCAGGAAAUUGCCAGGAUCUGAUGAGUAGCAUGUGUUACCCAUUCCCGCAGCUGGGAUGCUGACACUGAUUCUCAGACAUAUGCGUAAACCAAAAUCAUGUGUGCACCGGAUUGCUUCUGAGAGCCGUAGCUACAGAGGGCGGGGUUAGCGGCGAAGCCUCCCAGCAUGUGUGUGUGUGUGCAAAUGUGCGUGGGGGGAUGCCAAACUGGGUCUUUGACCCAGGUGAAAUAAAGCCUAGUUUCGCCCCUGUCUGAGGGUACUUCUGGCCAGUAUAUUGCAAAGGGCAUUAAAGUGUUGGGAAUUCAGUUCCACCUUAAAUUACAGACAUGUAGCUGUUGUAUGUCACAUGUCUGUGGACUUCCGUUGUGUAUAGCUUUUGCUUCUGCGCUGAUCACGAAGGAGAGCAGACAUGUUUUUCUCUCUCUUGAGAUAUGCUUAAUAAUUAUGCCAACACCACGUCUUUCUCUCGCCUGUUGUUCCUGCUGCACAGUGGAUCCUGCUGCUAUAGUGUGCCCUGGCUUCUAGCCUGGGUUGUUAUCUUAAACUGCACCGGAGCCCAAGGCUAUAAUCCCACCAAGAGGUUCCUUUGUGCAAUCCCCAUUUCUUAUGGGUGGGAGCUGAGCAACCAAAUAAGUUUCAUAGCUGUGCAAAGAUCUGAAGGGCAGGUCUGUGCCAUUCAAGCCCAAUGCUUGGCUACUCUGCUACAUUGACGUGAUAUAAAUAUAUUAUGGAUAUACAGAAUAGCUUCAUCCUGAGCUGCUUUCUUGAUGCAUUAACACUUUUUUCGUUUUUAUGUGUGUGAUGGUGUUGUACCAUGGUAACCUCAAGAUUCGCUCUCUUGAAGCAUAGACCUAGGAGGAGGAGAAUCAUUUGCAAGUGGGUUUAAAAUGACGAAUUCCAAGAUGUCCCUGUGGAGCCUUGUCUCUGACAUGCCUCCAGAGCUAUUCAGUGGCCUCUUUGAAGAAUUCCCUCGAAGCCUGAGAUGCCUUCUGGGGGACUGGUUAGAAAACCAGCCUUGGGAAUUCAUCAACAGCUCAGACUCCUUCUGUGCUGUUCUUGCAGACAGGCUCCUGUCUGCCAUGGUGGAGAGACUUCAAGACCUAGCCAACAAAAACUGCCAGACUGGUCCGAUUCUUCAGGUCAUUGCCAAUAUCGAGAAUAGAUACCGGAGAGAGCCACUGCAGCUGGUGGGGGCUAUAAAAAGAAUCUUAGAGGGAGAGCAAACAGCAGCCCAACAGUUUCAGAAUGUGGCCCUCUUCAUCCAGCGCCAGCGGGAAGAACUGAGGUUUAUAUUCAAUCUGCAGAAGCUGCAAUACAGAGUGCAGGAGAUCCAGGCACUCCGGGAGAGCUUGAAUCAGAUGAACAGCAACGCAAGAGUUCCUUUGCAGCUGAACCUUCAAUUUUCACCACAGGAGAACCUGCAAGAAAGUUCUCUCCAAAAUCUUCAAAAUCUGUUCCUGAAAACAGCUAAUGAGCUAGAAGGUGCAAAGAAAAUGGUGCUGAUAAGACUUGUGAUCUGGAAGAGGCAGCAACAGCUGGCUGGGAAUGGAACUCCCUUUGAUGAGGACUUGGCUCCACUCCAGAAAAGGUUUGAAAGCAUGGUGGACAUUUGCUUCCAGCUCCGCCUGCAGUUGGUAGCCUCUGAAAUUGAGCUGAGCUCUGAGCUUCAGGAACGCCUGGAUAAUGUAUUUAGUGCCCUCGUCAAAAACUCAUUCCUGGUGGACAAACAGCCCCUGCAAGUUCUGAAGACCCAAACCAAAUUUCAAGCCACCACACGCUUCCUGCUGGGCCCGCAGCUGCUGAAGUCUCCACACUCCUUCACGGUCACCGCUGACAUUGUGACGGAGAAACAGGCCCGGGAGCUAGCUACUAGCCACCUUGAGACUGUCCUCAGUGAAAACACUGGAGAAAUUCAGAACAACACAGCACCUCUGGAGACAAACGCAACAAGCAAUGCCUGCUGUGCUCUCUUUAAGAAUAUGCUCCUAAAGAAGAUCAAGCGCUGUGACCGCAAGAGCACCGAGUCUGUGACUGAAGAGAAAUGCGCUAUCCUCUUCAGUGCCAGUGUGAGCCUUGGUCCCAACAAAACAAUAUUCCGCCUGCAGGCCCUGUCACUUCCUAUUGUGGUGAUCGUCCAUGGCAACCAGGAGAACAAUGCCAAAGCCACCAUCUUAUGGGACAAUGCCUUUGCCGCUACUAAUCGCAUCCCUUUCAUGGUAGCGGAGCGUGUCAGCUGGGAGUCCAUGUGUGAGACUCUCAACCAGAAGUUCAUGGCUGAGGUGGAGACAACUAAAGGGCUGCUCAAGGAGCACUUCUACUUCUUGGCUCAGAAGAUCUUUGGUGACAGCAACACCAGUCCUGAGGAAUUCCAGAAGCGCCAAGUGUCGUGGUCCCAGUUCAAUAAGGAGAUUCUUCCUGGCCGAGGAUUCACAUUCUGGCAGUGGUUUGAUGGGAUUCUCUACCUCACCAAGAAGCACUUGAAGGAUUACUGGUCUGACCGGCUCAUCAUGGGCUUUAUCAGCAAGCAGUAUGUUUUCAAUUGCCUGAGCAAUGCACCACCCGGCACUUUCCUGCUGCGCUUCAGCGACUCCGAGAUCGGGGGCAUUAGCAUUGCCUACGUCACAUACUCUCCGGACGGUUCCACUCAGGUGGAGAACAUCCAGCCAUUCACCACGAAGCAGCUGACCAUCUGUAACCUUGCUGACUGUGUUCUGGAUCUGCCGCAGCUUGAGAUGCUGUAUCCUGACAGGCCUAAACACGAGGCUUUCAGGAGAGUAGACCCACCAAAGAAGAAUAAAGAGUACCAGCCAGCGAAGAUGAAGAUGACCGUGGAUGUACCUUGCUCAUUCGCUGGUUCAUUGAGUCACACCCCAGUCGGCUCCACGAGCAACCUUAGCAUGAAUCCUGGAAUCCCAUCUGGCCCUGCUUAUGAUCCUCAGCUGAUGAUUGCACAACCUAUGGGCAUGUCUCCCUCCAUCAGUACAACAUACGGAAGUCCGAACUUGCUGCCUGAAUUAAUGGGCUACCCUUACUCCCUGGGAAGUCCUUCACCCCUUGGCUCAAUGGAUGCAUACCCCAUGCCUCAUGACGUGGAAAUGCCACUGGACUGCUCGCACAGUGAGAACUCCACAUCCUACGCUAGGGAUCUUUCGUUCCCAGUGCUACCAAAUCUGAUAAGGGUGCCUGAGCACAUUUCUCCACCUUCUGACGAAGAGCUGGCCCAUCUGCUACACCCCGAGUCAGAAAUGAAUUGCUAUCGUCAGAAUCUGGGGUGAACAGCAUCAGUUCAUAGCCUUUACAUCUAAUGCUUUGUGGGGGCUUUUAUGGACCGCACAGCAAUCACACUGGACAUGCUCCCAGAGCAGUGAUGGUUGAUGCCCCCUAAAUCCUUAGGGGGCACAGUAAGCUCCUCCCCUGGCUCCAGGCGUGUCCUCCCUCUCCAAGGACCCUCAUAUCCUUGCUUUAAUCAAGGGCAGCUUUGAUUCUGUGCUGGGCCAGAUCAGCAAAAUGAUAUGUUCUGUCAAUGGAUUCUUGCCAAUUAUGCCUAUCCAGGGAAGUCACAUAGGAAGCUGCCUUACUCCAGGUUAGACCAUUAUUUCGUCUAGCUCAGCAUUUUCUACACUGACUGGCAGCAGCUCAGACAAAGGGCUUUCCCAGUCCUACAUGGAGAUGCCAGUGACUGAACCUGGGACUUUCUGCAGCCAAAGCUGGUGCUGUAUUGCUGAGUUAGGACUGCACUCAUGCCACUGCUUUGAAGCAGGGCUGAGGCUCACAUUUGCUUGCUGCUUGGCACUGUCCUUUGGGGGAGGGGCCAAUAUAGCCCUGUAUGCUUUCCUGCUUGCCAGCUGCUGCUGGAAGUGGUUCCCUUCUGCAAAACAUGGGGUGGGUUUCUUUCCCCACCAGCAGCCCAGACAGAAGGGAGAGGGUAUUUUUCUCAGGAACUACAGGGGAUACUUCAUUGGACUGCUGCUGCUUCCCUAUAGCCACUUUGGGCAGGUGGGAUUUCUCCACCUGGCUCUUCUAUCUUGGGGCAGGAGAAGACUCCCAGAAUUAAAAA
Messenger RNA from Zootoca vivipara (common lizard), 6502 nucleotides. It is a transcript of the gene STAT6, whose product is annotated as signal transducer and activator of transcription 6. NCBI's taxonomy places the organism in Eukaryota, Metazoa, Chordata, Lepidosauria, Squamata, Lacertidae. Gene Ontology annotation, molecular function: DNA binding; DNA-binding transcription factor activity. The record is from RefSeq and is a predicted model, not a curated record. Gene Ontology annotation, biological process: regulation of DNA-templated transcription; signal transduction.